CAGAACGGGCUGCCAACGGCCGGUGAGGCUUCUGCGCGCGCCUGCUUUCGCGGCAGCAGCAAGCCUCGGGGGCGGCGGCGACCACGACGAGCGCGCGGGCUGGCGCGCGCCGAGGCGGGUUCUGGCGGCGGCGCGCCCUGUGCUUGCAGCUCGAGAGAGAGAGAGAGACGCGGAGGGAGCGCUUCUCGCGCGCCUCAGCUCCGGCUUCGCCAGCGCUUCAGAGCUUUCCAGAUCGCAGAUGGGGCUGAGCCGGAGCGGCGCCCACUGAGGACCUGGGGGAGGCGGGCGCUCGCUCGUCGGUUCGCGUGAGGGGAGAGGACGAGGCCGGCCGGCCAGAUAGCGACCGCUUUGCCGCAGCAAUGCAGCAAGUUUUGGAUAACCUUACGGAUUUGCCACCAUCAACAGGAGCUGAAGAAAUAGACCUUAUUUUUUUGAAAGGAAUUAUGGAAAAUCCUAUUGUAAGAUCGCUUGCCAAGGCUCAUGAGCGACUGGAAGAUUCUAAACUUGAGGCUGUAAGUGACAACAAUCUGGAAUUGGUAAAUGAGAUUCUUGAAGAUAUCAGUCCAUUAAUAAACAAAGAUGAAAAUAUUGCGGAAUUGGUUGGUAUACUGAAGGAGCCACAUUUUCUGUCACUCUUGGAAGCCCAUGAUAUUGUGGCAUCAAAAUGUUAUGAGUCUCCUCCUUCUAGCCCAGAAAUGAAUAACUCUUCAGUGAACAAUCAGAUAGUACCAGUAGAUGCCAUUCGAAUACUUGGCAUUCACAAAAGAGCAGGGGAGCCACUAGGUGUUACCUUUAGAGUUGAGAAUAAUGACCUGGUAAUUGCAAGAAUCCUUCAUGGAGGAAUGAUAGAUCGACAAGGUCUUUUACAUGUCGGUGAUAUCAUUAAAGAGGUUAAUGGUCAUGAAGUUGGAAACAAUCCAAAAGAGUUGCAAGAACUUCUAAAGAAUAUUAGUGGUAGCGUCACGCUGAAGAUUCUUCCUAGCUACAGAGAUAAUAUUAUUCCCCAACAGGUAUUUGUGAAGUGUCACUUUGAUUAUAAUCCAUACAAUGACAACCUGAUUCCAUGCAAAGAAGCAGGGCUCAAGUUUUCCAAGGGUGAAAUUCUUCAGAUUGUAAAUCGGGAAGACCCAAACUGGUGGCAGGCUAGCCAUGUCAAAGAAGGAGGAAGUGCAGGACUUAUUCCAAGCCAGUUCCUGGAAGAAAAGAGGAAAGCAUUUGUCAGACGGGACUGGGACAGUUCAGGUCCAUUUUGUGGAACAAUAAGUAGUAAAAAGAAGAAAAAGAUGAUGUAUCUCACAACUAGAAAUGCAGAAUUUGAUCGUCAUGAAAUUCAGAUCUACGAGGAAGUAGCUAAAAUGCCUCCAUUUCAAAGGAAAACAUUGGUGUUAAUAGGAGCCCAGGGAGUUGGUCGAAGAAGCUUGAAAAACAGAUUUAUCAUACUGAAUCCUUCGAAGUUUGGAACUACGGUGCCAUUUACAUCACGAAAGCCAAGGGAUGAUGAAAAAGAUGGGCAGGCCUACAGGUUUGUGUCACGAGCUGAAAUGGAGUUGGAUAUUAAAGCUGGCAGAUACUUAGAACAUGGAGAAUAUGAAGGAAACCUUUAUGGUACCAAAAUAGAUUCCAUUCUUGAAGUGGUUCAGACUGGAAGGACAUGCAUCUUGGAUGUGAAUCCACAGGCACUGAAAAUAUUGCGGACGUCAGAGUUUAUGCCCUAUGUAGUGUUUAUUGCUGCUCCAGAACUAGAGACGUUGCGUGCCAUGCACAAAGCUGUGGUAGAUGCAGGAAUUACAACCAAACUUCUAACAGACACUGAUUUGAAGAAAACAGUGGAUGAGAGUGCACGGAUCCAGAGAGCUUACAGCCACUAUUUUGAUUUCAUAAUUGUGAAUGACAAUCUAGACAAAGCCUUUGAAAAGCUGCAGACUGCUACGGAGAAACUGAGGACGGAACCACAGUGGGUCCCAAUUACUUGGGUAUACUGACCCAUUUUUUGAAGAUGGGUGUAAGCACCAAACUAGGCUAGCUGCCAACAACAAACAUUAUACCGAGAAAAUAUUGUGCAGAGGUGCCAGACACUUGCAGCACCCGAUACAUUUUUAUUCUGUGUAUAUUCAGAUAAAUGGUAUGCUAUUCCAAGUUUUUAUACAAAAUGUUGAAGGGAAAGUGUACUUAAAUAUGUAAUUUAUUUUAAUUUUUCUAACUUUUUACAAAUAAUCUUUCUAUUCAUAUCACAUGAAGGAAAUGCGUUGAAGCAUUUUUAUAAAUGUUUUAAUUUAAUACUUUGCCUUUACUCAUCUAAGAAACUUUCCAGUUACUCACUUAUACGUUUGGUCUUACAUUUUCACUGUGAUAAGAAAAAAAUACUUGAAAAUUUUUGUAAAACUUUCUCAUUUUAAUCAAAUGUUUCAUCUGGCCAGUUUUUCUUAUUUAGGAGAAGACACUAAUGCUUAUCUUAAUAAACAUGUUGCUCUUCUUGAUGUGAACAGACUUUUCAAUACUUAAGAAGCAACCAGCACUGAGCCAUCUUACUGACACCUUUUGCUUAAUGUUUUAUACAUGUUUGGCAGUUGUCUUGUCUUAGACAGAUGUACUGUAGACUUUCCUGUAUAUGUUAAUCUUUUUGCAAAGAGUAAAGCAAUAUCUUGAACUUUCCCUACAAGGCUGCUCUGAUGAGCCAACAUUUCCACCUAUUAAACAAGUAUUUACUGUCUGAGUUCUGUAACAUAUAUCAUUGUGUUUGGGACAAUGGUGAAGUAGUUGGAGAGAGCCUUAUCAAUGCAGAACCUUACAGUGAGGCUUGGCAUGUAGGAUGUUUGUUCCCAUGUGAAAAAUCAUUGCUUAAAAUAACAAAACCUGCUUUUUUACAAUGACCUUGCUCUGUAUUUGUAAAUUGUUCUGUGUUGAGCUUUUAUUUUACACAGGAAUAUUUAUGAGUGAUUAUGUGUGUUAUGAUAUGUGAUGUGAUGGGACUUUUGAGCUAUUUGUUAUCUUGUUUAACUGCUUUAUUCACCAGAUAGCUUGUGAAACUAAAGUUAUUGUCAGAUGCUAAAAAUCAAUGUUAUUUAUAAGCGGAUUCAUUUCUGAUUUACAAUCUUUUAAAAAUGUUCACUGGUAACUCUUCCCAUGGAUAGACUCAUCAAAAAUUAAUUCGUAUUAUCUCUAGAUUCAUGUUGAUUUAUCACUUUAAACACUUUUGCUGAUGUGUACUCUGUUUAAUGAAUAUAAAUGCAGGUUGUCACGAAGGCAGACUUGUCUAGUGACCAUAUUUUAUAUCAUG
Hemicordylus capensis (graceful crag lizard) is the source of this 3277-nucleotide messenger RNA. It is a transcript of the gene PALS2, whose product is annotated as protein associated with LIN7 2, MAGUK p55 family member. Gene Ontology annotation, cellular component: plasma membrane; cell-cell junction. The record is from RefSeq and is a predicted model, not a curated record. Gene Ontology annotation, molecular function: protein binding. Bases 360 to 1982 code for a protein of 540 amino acids. Lineage: Eukaryota; Metazoa; Chordata; Lepidosauria; Squamata; Cordylidae. The transcript is spliced from 12 exons.